GUCAGAACGACAGCAGUGAUGGCGUCCACAGCGGCGACCCGAGCGGCAGCUGGUGCUGCUAAAGUUGUCAAACCAAUUCUUAGCCGGGACCUGGAUGAAGCAAAGCGCAGAGUCCGGGAGCUGUACCGAGCCUGGUACCGUGAGGUCCCUAACACAGUGGCGAUGUUUCAGCUCGACAUCACAGUGCGUCAGGGACGAGACAAAGUGAGGGAGAUGUUCGACAAAAACAAGCACAUCAACGACCCUCGUGUGAUUGACAUGUUGGUCAUUAAGGGGAAAAUGGAGCUCCAGGAGACAAUCCACAUCUGGAAGCAGAAGACCCAUGUAAUGCGCUAUUUUCAAGAGACUCAGGAACCUCGUCCCACUGACUUCCUGUCCAAAUUCUACGGGGGUCAUGACCCCUGAACUGUGUUGCUGUCUGCUGACCUCUGACCCCUCUUUGCUUGUGUCCAGUGUGACAGAUGUUCCCCUUGACUGUAAAUACACACUUAACACUUA
Molecule: messenger RNA, 498 nt
Organism: Epinephelus fuscoguttatus (brown-marbled grouper)
Lineage: Eukaryota; Metazoa; Chordata; Actinopteri; Perciformes; Serranidae
Gene: ndufa6
Product: NADH:ubiquinone oxidoreductase subunit A6
Exons: 3
Coding region: 19-405 (128 amino acids)
Biological process (GO): response to oxidative stress
Source: RefSeq, a predicted model, not a curated record